AUGGAUGAUGCACAAGAUCACCUUUCACGCCCUCGCCCUCUGUCUUUUGAGCGGGCGGGCAGUCACUAUUCACUUCAGCGGCUACCAUCUCCCAUUUCCAACCCCUACGUUGUCCACGAGCAUGAGGAAGUUUCGCAAUCCCUGCUACCUGGGCAGCCAGAGGACCGUCGCCCUUCUGCCGGCUCACCCUCGUACUCGGACAUCGCACAGCUGAAUCCAUACGAUGGCUCGGAACUGCAAGCUGGCUCCGAAGAGGCCAGUACGACUUCCUGGCAGAGACGUCAAACUGUCACUGGAGCCUCAGGCCUCCGCCGCUACCCAACUCGCCGGAUUAACCUUGUCCGGGGCAAUGUUCUCAGCAUUGACUAUCCAGUUCCCAGCGCGAUCCGCAACUCGGUCGAAGCAAAAUACCGCGAUUUAGAUGGCACGGCUGCCGAAGAGUUCACGCAUCUCCGAUACACGGCUGCCACCUGCGACUCUGAUGACUUUACUCUACGCAACGGCUAUAAUUUACGGGCCGCCAUGUAUAAUCGAUAUACUGAACUCAUGAUCGCAAUCACUUAUUAUAAUGAAGACAAGGUCCUGACCGCUCGAACACUGCAUGGGGUCAUGCAGAAUAUUCAAGAUAUUGUGAACUUGAAGAAGACCCAGUUUUGGGACAAAGGAGGGCCUGCAUGGCAGAAGAUUGUGGUAUGCUUGAUAUUUGAUGGCAUUGGCCCUUGUGAUAAGGAUGUUCUUGAUGUUCUGGCUACAAUCGGGAUAUACCAGGAUGGUAUUAUGAAGCAUGACGUUGAUGGCAAAGAGACCGUGGCACAUAUAUUCGAGUAUACCACCCAGUUAUCGGUCACUCCCUCCCAGCAGCUCGUCCGUCCACAAAGCGACGAUCCGGAGAACCUGCCGCCGGUACAGAUGAUCUUUUGUCUGAAGCAGAAAAACAGCAAGAAGAUUAACUCUCACCGCUGGCUAUUCAAUGCAUUUGGACGGAUCCUGAACCCCGAGAUAUGUAUACUGAUUGACGCGGGCACGAAACCGGGCCAUAAAUCCCUUCUUGCGCUAUGGGAAGCGUUCUACAACAACAAAAAUCUGGGAGGGGCGUGUGGCGAGAUCCAUGCCCUGCUCGGCCCUCGCUGGGAAAAGCUAGCUAAUCCUUUAGUAGCGGCACAGAACUUUGAGUAUAAGAUAUCGAACAUUCUGGACAAGCCCCUAGAGAGCGUCUUUGGGUAUGUCAGCGUCUUGCCAGGGGCGUUUUCCGCCUAUCGCUACCGUGCAAUUAUGGGUCGACCUCUGGAGCAGUAUUUCCAUGGAGAUCAUACUUUGUCAAAGAGAUUAGGCAAAAAAGGAAUUGACGGGAUGAAUAUCUUCAAAAAAAAUAUGUUUCUGGCUGAGGACCGCAUCUUGUGUUUUGAGCUGGUUGCGAAGACUGGUGCUCAAUGGACACUGAGCUAUGUGAAAGCCUCCAAAGGGGAGACUGACGUGCCAGAAGGUGAGUCAUCCACCCUUCCUUUGAAAGGAUCAUAA
Messenger RNA from Aspergillus melleus, 1518 nucleotides. RefSeq lists its product as uncharacterized. The record is from RefSeq and is a predicted model, not a curated record. Gene Ontology annotation, molecular function: chitin synthase activity. Lineage: Eukaryota; Fungi; Ascomycota; Eurotiomycetes; Eurotiales; Aspergillaceae. The transcript is spliced from 4 exons. Gene Ontology annotation, cellular component: cell septum; cell periphery. Bases 1 to 1518 code for a protein of 505 amino acids.